This is a messenger RNA of Megalopta genalis, 1161 nucleotides long. RefSeq lists its product as uncharacterized. Gene Ontology annotation, biological process: nucleosome assembly. NCBI's taxonomy places the organism in Eukaryota, Metazoa, Arthropoda, Insecta, Hymenoptera, Halictidae. Gene Ontology annotation, molecular function: DNA binding. The record is from RefSeq and is a predicted model, not a curated record. Gene Ontology annotation, cellular component: nucleosome.
CGACCGCACCGUCGGAUGUCUGAUUACGAGAAAUUCGGUGGUCCCCGACGGUUCCCACGGUCCGCGGGAAUUGGUCGACAAUUUUGGCCGGAUGAGACCCUCUCGCGAUUUUUCUUUAUAAUUCAAGACAAAUUCGAUGUGCGAAGAGUACCUUCGGAGAGAAGAGGAGCGGCGAGUUUCGAUGUUCGCGGAUAAUUCUCGAGCGAAUCCGAUCGGUAGCAGACAACAUACGAAACGCCGGAGAAGCGAGGAACGGUGUCUCGGGGAUCUCUAAAUUUUCGUUGCAUAUAUGAUUCGUCGCGAGAGCAAGCGAUGGCCGCGAAAAAAUCUCAGAAGAUCGAGGCCCAGGUGGUCGAUGCUAUACGCAGGCUGCAGGCUGUCCAAGGAUCGACAGCCCGAGACAUCAGCAACUACAUCAGCCAGGAAUAUGACCUGCCCAGCACGGAGAUUAAGCGACAGGUCCAGGUCGCUUUGAAGCGCGGCGUCGCUUAUGGCAUUUUGCAGAAACUGAAGGGGGGCAGCUACACGUACAACUUGGACUUCCUGGAGAGACAUCCGCUAGCAAGGGCGGAAACCGGCGUGGACGCGCCGGCUCAUCGUCGCAGAAGCAGCAGAAGGAAGCAUUCGCGAAGACGAUCGAGAAGGCGGCGGGGUCGCAGACGAUCUCGUCGUCGAUCCGGCAGAAGGAGGUCCGGCCGCAGACGUAGCAGGCGAAGAAGGAGGGCCGAGGUGCCGCAGGACAUCGACACCAUGGACGUGAACACGGUGGCCAAACAACCGAAGAGAAGCAACAGCCUCUUGAGAAACGAGAACCCGCGGAGCGACGGGUCCAGCGUUUCCGGCGCGUCCGAGGGCAAGCAGGAAGAAUGAUCCUCCAAGAUAAGAUAGAAACCCGCGAUCGAUCCCGCCGAGACACAGUGCAAAGAUUUGCGCAAGAGAACACCCGGCGACGAGACACCAGCUGAUAUAGAUGGAAGACGCUGCCGAGGAUCGAAGAAAAUCGCUGAACGAGAACAUUGCAAAGGGCGACCAAAUUUUGGGCUAAUUACGUGACUUAAUCGAAUUCCACGUGUACACGCAGUUUUUCCGACAUGUCGUUUUAUUUUUAUACGGAUAUAUUGUGACAAUAAAUUUUGACGAGAGUUUAGUCUGUAAACGCCA